Rubroshorea leprosula is the source of this 2057-nucleotide messenger RNA. Lineage: Eukaryota; Viridiplantae; Streptophyta; Magnoliopsida; Malvales; Dipterocarpaceae. The record is from the annotation of a GenBank genome assembly.
GUGAAUUGCUCCUGCACUUGCCACCGGCUUCUCUCCCAAACUGCAGCUCGGUUUUGCUUGCUAAAUUAUGGUUCCUGAUCGUCCUGUCAAUUUAGUACGUGAAUUGAGUGCUCGGUUUUAUGCGAGUGAGGUAAGUAAAUUUAUGGUAAUGCCCAUACUGUUUUAAAAGCAUGUUUUGAUUUGUUUUUGAAGUGGUGGCGGGACUAAGCCCGUUUUACAGAAGUAUAACUGAUUUGAAGUGAAAUGUUUUAUACUUUUCAUUAAAUUGAGCAUGCCUACUUGAAAUUUAAGUGACCGUCCUGAUGAUCUGAAAGUGAUUGUGAAUUAUGAUUUGCCUGUUAACUUCUACCUGUUUUGUCUCUGAUAUGGUCAUGUUAUUCAUGUGCCCGCUAGUGGGAGGUUUAUAAACGCUAGCACAUGUCGACAUGUUAGUGAAAGAGCCAGUUCAUUCAACCCUGCUAGUGGGGGUUAUACACCAGCAAAUCGUGUGUCCACCAGUGGGAGGUUUAUAAACGCUGGCCAUGACCUAUAGAGGAGACGUCUAUUUCGUGCCCGUACUGUAUCUGUUUUCGUGAUUGAAGUGAAACCGAGGACGGGGAAACCACGGGAAGUGACGAGUUAGAAAGCUAGCCAUUUCGAGAUUGAUAUAGAUUCUAGAAAUCAUGAUCUUGUAAGCUAGAGUGUAUUUGGAGACUUAUGAUAUUAGAGCAAAUUAUGAAAUUUGAUCUUCAGAUUUUGAUGGUAUCAGAUUGUGGUGUGAUAAGUUUCGAGCCUUGUGCAUUUGUGGGACCCGUCUCACGAGUGCACGGCGUCUACCACGUCCCCGAAUUUGGGUUCUGGGUUAAAGAUGACAGAUGAUCGUCGUUGGAUGUAUAGACGACGAGGUCCUCGUGGAGAUUAUGAUGGCGAAUUCUUUAAUGGAUUACAACAGUUUUUUGAUUUCGUAUAUAGUCGUCCCGGUGUCCACCCGAAUGCCAAAAUUCGUUGCCCCUGUAGUAAAUGUGGAAAUUUACCUCACCACAAUAGGGCAGUUGUAACAGACCAUCUCUUGAGAUAUGGUUUCAUGGAUGCAUAUUCUGUGUGGUGGGCACAUGGUGAAACUUUAAGUAACAAUGUUGAUCCAUGGUUUGCCGCAAGUGAUGUGGCAUCCUCAAGCAAUAUUGAGGAACAUGGUAAUGCUGAGGAUGAUUUCCAUCACAUGGUUUAUGAUGCAUUCUGUCCAUCUGAGAAUGAUCGCCAUAGAAAUGAAACAGAGUUUGCAUCUAAAAAUGUUGGAGAUACGCCAAAUAAUAAUGCACAAUCUUUUUAUGACUUGUUUCGUGCUUCAACCAUCCCGCUUGGACCAGCAUCUAAUAACCAAACAUUGCUUGGUUGGUUAUCAUAUAUGCUUCACACCAAAGCCAAAAACAACAUAAGUGGUGUUGGUUACAACGAGAUCAUUCAUGGCUGUAGGAAAUUGUUAAGUCCGGAAGAUCAGCAAAAAGUACCGUCAAAUUUUUAUGAACCAAAGAAAUUUAGGAAAAGCCUAGGUUUAGGCUAUGUCAAAAUUGAUGCAUGUGUCAACAACUGCUUUCUGUAUUAUGGUGAAGAGGCUAAGUCACUUACUGCUUGUCCAGUUUGUGGUGAACCUAGGUAUAAAAGACGCAACUCGGCUCAAACUGGAAAAAAGGAUAGGCCAAGGAAUUCUUUGUGGUAUCUACCCAUUAUUCCACGCCUACAGAGGCUGUACAUGUCUCGUAAAACCGUUGAGCAUAUGACAUGGCACCUUAAAUGUCGUGUUGACUCAGAGAUCCUCAUUCAUCCAGCUCAGUCUAAUGCUUGGAAGCACUUUGAUGAUGUUCAUCCUUCAUUUGCAGCUGAUCCGCGAAAUGUCCAGGUUGGUCUUGCAACAAACGGGUUUAACCCAUGGGGUCACUCUUCGAGGUCAUAUUCCUGUUGACCUGUUUUCAUUGUUGUUUACAAUCUUCCUCCUGAAAUGUGCAUGCGACCUGAAUUUACAUUCCUGACACUUGUUAUUUCUGGGUCAAAGAGUCCAGGAAAAAAUAUUGAUGUUUUCC